AUGUCGGGGUCCUACGAUGAAUCUGCUGCUGCUGCUGACGACGCUAUGGACAGCUUUUGGGAGGUACUUCAGAAACACCAUCCAGACUGUUCUUCUGGGCUAUGAAGGAGAACCUAUAGGCCUUUAUCAGCCAAGUCACACACAACAAUCCCUCUUUAGGAGACAUUAAACAUAGGCAUGACUGGCCACCAUCUUCCUCUCUCUGUUUGAAAAGGUUCUUGACAACAGAAAACAAACAUGAAACAAUAGGUAAUUUAAUUUCUGCAAAGAUCCAUAGGAAUAUGGUUGGUUAUUCCAAUGCGUUGAUGUUGUUGUUGCACAGAAAAUAUCCAAUUAGUGCUAAUUAAUUCACUGUACACAGAGACCCUUUUGUGUCAUCGUAGGAGGAGGAUCACUGAGACACAGACAGACAGAGCCUCUCAGUUAGAAGCAGCACUGAGGGAGCCAUUCAGCCCACAUGCACCUGCCCUGUAUAGAUCUCUAUACGGCCAAGAAAGCCCUGGCCACAGCAUAGUGAAUAGCAUAAUGACUCUCACAGGGCUAGAUGUUUUGUUUUAAUAUGAAAAGCACAUAUCUGACAGAAAACACACAAAAUACAAAUCUGUAUAUCAUCUAUAUACUGUCAACUCUGCUCAAAAGAGAAUUUGUUUUUAAUCUUACUUAGAGGAUGUAUUUGCUACAGACACUGUUGAUAACCUGAAGUGGAGAACUCAGGUGUGUGUGUGUCAGGUUGUUGUUGUGGCAAUCAGAUGCAAAGCCUGUACCCUGUACCCCACACCUGUCCCACCCAGCCCAGGGCCCAUCCUGUCUGAGUGGACAGAGUAGUCUGUGACUGUGGGCUGCAUUCCUGUCUGCAUUCCUGUCCUGUCAGUGUCCUAUCCCUGAUAAUCUGUCUGCCUGCAUUAGAGCAGAGUACAGGAUUAUAGCAGUCACAGUGCACGAGCACACACACAGACAUGCGCACGCACACACAGGGACAAACACACAUACAUGCACACACACACACACAGAGCACACACACGCUCACACAAAGCCGCUGCCAUUGCAUAACUACACAUGCACAGGCACGAGCCAACCCCCCCCGUCCCCCCCCCCCGUCCCCCCGUCCCCCGUCCCGUCCCGUCCCGUCCCCGGCCCCCCCCGUCAUGCACCAUGAGCUCACGCCACCUGCAGGCACUGGGGGGGAGGGGACUCAGAUCUCUGUACUGCCUAUAAUAAAGUCCUACUCCAGUCUCCCUUUCACCUCAUUUAAGACCUGAUUUACUUAACAAAAGGCACAUCUCAAAAGGUGGUCCAGGUAUCCUCAUAACAUGACACAAGUAGGGGGGUGGGCCUUUCCUCUUUUGAUCUCUAUUGCUUCUCUAUUGUUCCUCAAGCAAAGGGGGAGGCCGAUGAUGUCAUAAAGUCACCAUCAGACCAACUCCUAGAAUGGCCUACUCCUUGAAAUUUGCAGGUGUCUAAAAAACACUAUUUUGUUCAAAACACAUUUUUUACCCUUUAGUGUGUGUACUUUACUGUAAGUAUUCUUGGGAUAUCACAUUUCAGCAGGAAUAGUUCCAAAAUCACUGGAUGACGUCUUUAAGGUGGCAUCUCUUAAGGUGGCAUCUCUUAAGGUAGUAUGAGAAUGAUGAAUGUUACUCAAAGGUAUUAGUAGAUAAUAUAUCAUUUUCAUCACUAAGUCAGAGUUGUAGUAUUUUACUCCAUUUUACUCCUUUUCUAAUUUGACUCGCUCAAGAGAGAUUAGUUAUUUCCAUUUUAAAAUAUCUUAGUGGUCUUAGAGAUUUGGCAUAUUGCUCUGCACAUUAUUUUUUAUUUUUUUGUGCAAAUGAAUGCAUCCUCAUCCGCAAUCAUUGAUACCAGUAUGUAAAUUGUGUUUUCCUAUUUUAUGUGACUUGGACCUUUAGUCAAACCUCUCACUAUUCUCAGGUGGGGAACUACAAGCGUGCCGUCAAGAGGAUUGACGACGGCCACCGGCUCUGCAAUGACCUCAUGGGCUGCCUUCAGGAACGUGCCAAGAUUGAGAAGGCCUAUGGUGACCAGCUGACCGCCUGGUCCAAGAGAUGGAGACAGCUGGUCGAGAAAGGUCAGUAUCGGGAUUGGAGGGGUUCAAUCAAUGAACCAAACCUUACUGUGUAGAUUAGAAGCUACUCAUAUGGUGGCUUUUAUUGCAGUCUGUUUUGAGGUCUUCAUCCCAUGUUAAAUUAAUUUGAUUCAACUCACUGCUCAGCCUGUAUUGUGAGUGUUUUCUUUAAAAUGACACCAAUCAUAUUUUCUGACACCUAUAUGUUUUGAUUGAAUGUAAGUAGCCUUGCACAAGCCGGAACAGCUCAUUGGAGCAGAAGCCUAUUUCCUGUUUCUGUAGCAUGAGGCAGCUUGAUGUACAAGUACACCCCCUGGAGAGGAUGUUAGUCUAUCGCAGUGCCUUACCCCUAAUCUAUCUCCUUAAUGCUGAGUGCCAAGCAGAGGCGCAUUGAGUCUAAUUUUUACAGUCUUUGGUAUGACUUGGUCAGGGAUCAAACUCCCAACCUUCCAAUCUCAGGGCGGACACUCAGUUGGUCACAUUCAUAUUUUCCAUCAUAUUUUUCUGCCACCUAUGUGGUUUGAUUGAAUGUUCCCAUGUGAUAUUCUCUAACCCCAGGACCCCAGUAUGGCACUGUGGAGAGGGCGUGGCUGGGUGUGAUGACCGAGGCUGAGAAGGUGAGUGAGCUGCACCAGGAGGUGAAGAACGGCCUGCUCAACGAAGACCUGGAGAAGGUGAAGAACUGGCAGAAGGAGGCCUACCACAAGCAGAUGAUCGGAGGCUUCAAGGAGGCCAAAGAGGCCGACGAGGGCUUCAAGAAGGCCCAGAAACCAUGGGCCAAGAAGCUCAAAGAGGUAAGUUGACUGGAAGGGUUAGGAAAGGGGAUCUGUUGUAUCCUCCAUGUGUACUUGCAUUGGUAACAGGAAAACCACUUUAUUCUUAAAUUCAAUACAGGGCACAAUGUGUACAAUAGAGUGACUAUAUUUGAUAUGUGGGUAGGCAUUUGAUGCACUUGACUGUCUUCAUGACUGACCUCUGAGACCACAACUGGUUGAUAUGUUGAUUAGUUCAUUUGGCUGUGCAUCAGUCUGCACUCUUAGAAAAAGGGUUCCAGAAGGGUUCUUCGGCUGUCCCCAUAGGAGCCAGGUAGAACCCUUUUGGGUUCCAUGUAGAACCCUCUGUAGAAAGGGUUCUACAUGGAACCCAAAAGGGUUCUACCUUAAAGGGUUCUUCAAAUGGUUCUUCUAUGGGGACAGCCGAAGAACCCUUUAAGGUUCUAGAUAGCUCCUUUUUUUCUAAGAGUGUGUCUGGCUACAAAGGUACUGCAUGGGUGUAGGAUAGGUGACGCACACUACACAGUGGUCCUUGGACUGGGACCCACUGGAAUCCGACCUAAUAGGGUUUACAGAGGCCAUCUUCAAGACAAUGGCCAUUUGACCUACAUCUGAGUCAACAUACAAGUUGCUCUGCCAAACAGCUAGGUACUAUAGCUAUUGGCAUACAGUGAGGGAAAAAAGUAUUUGAUCCCCUGCUGAUUUUGUACGUUUGCCCACUGACAAAGAAAUGAUCAGUCUAUAAUUUUAAUGGUAGGUUUAUUUGAACAGUGAGAGACAGAAUAACAACAAAAAAAUCCAGAAAAACGCAUGUCAAAAAUUUUAUAAAUUGAUUUGCAUUUUAAUGAGGGAAAUAAGUAUUUGACCCCCUCUCAAUCAGAAAGAUUUCUGGCUCCCAGGUGUCUUUUAUACAGGUAAGGAGCUGAGAUUAGGAGCACACUCUUAAAGGGAGUGCUCCUAAUCUCAGUUUGUUACCUGUAUAAAAGACACCUGUCCACAGAAGCAAUCAAUAAAUCAGAUUCCAAACUCUCCACUAUGGCCAAGACCACAGAGCUUUCCAAGGAUGUCAGGGACAAGAUUGUAGACCUACACAAGGCUGGAAUGGGCUACAAGACCAUCGCGAAGCAGCUUGGUAAGAAGGUGACAACAGUUGGUGCGAUUAUUCGCAAAUGGAAGAAACACAACAUAACUGUCAGUCUCCCUCGGCCUGGGGCUCCAUGCAAGAUCUCACCUCGUGGAGUUGCAAUGAUCAUGAGAAUGGUGAGGAAUCAGCCCAAUGAACAUCUGAAUGAUUCAGAGGAGAACUGGGUGAAAGUGUUGUGGUCAGAUGAGACCAAAAUCGAGCUCUUUGGCAUCAACUCAACUCGCCGUGUUUGGAGGAGGAGGAAUGCUGCUUAUGACCCCAAGAACACCAUCCCCACCGUCAAACAUGGAGGUGGAAUCAUUAUGCUUUGGGGGUAUUUUUCUGCUAAGGGGACAGGACAACUUCACCGCAUCAAAGGGACGAUGGACGGGGCCAUGUAUCAUCAAAUCUUGGGUGAGAACCUCCUUCCCUCAGCCAGGGCAUUGAAAAUGGGUCGUGGAUGGGUAUUCCAGCAUGACAAUGACCCAAAACACACGGCCAAGGCAACAAAGGAGUGGCUCAAGAAGAAGCGCAUUAAUGUCCUGAAGUGGCCUAGCCAGUCUCCAGACCUUAAUCCUAUAGAAUAUCUGUGGAGGGAGCUGAAGGUUCGAGUUGCCAAACGUCAGCCUCGAAACCUUAAUGACUUGGAGAAGAUCUGCAAAGAGGAGUGGAACAAAAUCCCUCCUGAGAUGUGUGCAAACCUGGUGGCCAACUACAAGAAACGUCUGACCUCUGUGAUUGCCAACAAGGGUUUUGCCACCAAGUACUAAGUCAUGUUUUGCAGAGGGGUCAAAUACUUAUUUCCCUCAUUAAAAUACAAAUAAAUUUAUAACAUUUUUAACAUGCGUUUUUCUGGAUUUUUUUGUUGUUAUUCUGUCUCUCACUGUUCAAAUAAACCUACCAUUAUAAUUAUAGACUGAUCAUGUCUUUGUCAGUGGGCAAACGUACAAAAUCAGCAGGGGAUCAAAUACUUUUUUCCCUCACUGUAUGUGUUAGUUCUGUUUUGUGAACCAUAAUGACUCUUGCUGCAUCACUCAUCCAAGCUUAGCAUCAGAGAACAAUAUUGCCUUUGCGAAAGUAAAGUAACUCAAUUAAGUCAUCGUCAUGCUUAGAUUUAUUUGUAUUUAGACCGUUUAUCUAUAGGGAUACUAAGAUUCUGUACGUGCUUCCACAGAUGGAGACUGCAAAGAAAACAUACCACAUGGCGUGUAAGGAGGAGAAACUGGCCGCCACCCGAGAGGCAGAUGGGAAGACACAAGCCUCCGUCACAACAGACCAGCAGAAGAAACUCCACGAGAAAACAGACAAGUGCAAACACGACGUGCAGAAGGUGAGACAGAGAGGCUCAGGGUCUGACAAAUGGAAGAUAGAGCAACAAAAUGACAUGACAACCUUUUCUGUACAAAUGUAUGAAAAGGUAAGAUUUCGAGCAGAAUUUACAACAUGCCAUUUGACAUUCUCCAUAUCAAACAGGAGAAAAUUCCAUGUUAUCUAGUGUCAUUCCCACUGUUUUAAAAUAUAUAUAGUGCUAGUAACACCAUGGUGAGUGUGUGUGUUAUUGCAGUAUACUAAGUACAUUAGUCUGUUAGUGGCUCAAGUGAAAUAAAGCUGUGAAAAAUAGAAUGAAUGCAGGACUAUUUAAGACAACUCAGUGUGGCAGAUUACCGUGGUGAUCAGACAGGACAUAAUCCAUAAAGGUGGAUCUCCCACUCUAUUCACGGAGCCCUGGUAACGAGAACAGCACAUUACUCUGGGCCAGGGAGAGUAAGGUGCUUACAGUAUACACACACGGUGUACGGAUGCAGGUUGUUUUCUAUUCAACCUAGUGUGCAAAAUGUCUAGUUGUAAUGAUGUCAUAAUGACAUCAUUGCAGCAAGAUAUGCCUGCUGGCAAGCCCUAAACUCACUUGUGUGCACUCGUCAUAAUGGGAAUGCAAAAGUGACAAAACAGAAAUGUUUGCACUGCCUAUCAUUGAUUAUAAUCAUACAUUACACCUAUCUGCAGUAGCAUAGCUCUUCUUACAAGACCUCUUGUGGAUGAAAUACACUGUGUCCAACUCCUCAUGUUGUCCUUAUCAUCCCCCAGGCUGAGGAGAAGUAUGAGAAGUCUGUCAGAGCUGAUGUUGUCCUUAUCAUCCCCCAGGCUAAGGAGAAGUAUGAGAAGUCUCUGUCUGAGCUGAGUGCUGUCACGCCCCCAUACCAGGAGAGCAUGGAGCAGGUGUUUGACCAGUGCCAGCAGCACGAGGUCAAAAGGCUCACCUUCCUCAAGGAGAUCCUGCUGGACAUCAAACGUCACCUCAAUCUCACUGAGAACCAAAGGUCAAUGACAGGUGUUAUCCUCUGUCGUCCCAUACAUACUGUAGUCCAUCCUGCUGUAUUAAAUCACCUCCAUCAACCUUUCCUCCCACAUGGCUUUUGAAUGAAACGGUUAUAGAGGGAAAACAUGUCUGUGUUCAAUUUCAGUUGGUACAGUACGUAUACAUAUGUAAUUAUUAUCGACUUGGAGUCAUCUACACAACAGCAAAUCUGCCUUGAAAAAUUUUUCUACAUUAGUGUAUCUAAUACAGUCAAAAUACCUUCAUUACAGUAUUGAUCUCUUCUGUAAGCGCUCGUCUACAUUCCUUCUUGUUAUUAGUCGAGUCUAUGGAUUAGUUGAAAUAUUACAUUCAGAGGGAAUUUACUCCCAAUGUGCUUAUGAUGUUGCUUUCAUUACAGUUCCUUUCAAAUAGAUUAAUUUCAACACAUUUCAGUCUUUCAGAGUCACAACACCAAUUAUGCCAAUGAUGCAGUUAAUGACAUUUCAGCCAUAUUGUAUCAUGUCAAAGUGAACGCUUGUCAUAUUCUUGACUGUGGAUCAAAUUGCAUGUGAUACAAAGCCAGGUUCCAUGGUGAUUGGAAUAAGGAGUUAAUUCAAGCUGUUUCCUGGACGCAUGGUCUUGGUUUAUGAUCAAAAUGGAGGAUGAGUGUAGGCUUUUAAAGUGUGGUGUGGAGUACUAACACAGGCCUUUCGGACCACAGUAUUGGUGAUACAUAAAUCAACCAUAGACAGGGUUAUGGUAAGCUAAUAACUAGAAACCCAGGCCUCAGCUCCCUCUAAUACAGUCAUGCAAAUGCAGAAAGUGUCCCAGUGACAGCAGUGAAAGGAGGAAAAUCACUUGUAACUUUUAUGUGCUGUGGUGCAUCGUGCAUUAUAGCAUCUUACUCCUCAAUUCUUGGCAUUAUCACCAUGAAAUGUCUUAAUUUGUAGGCUUGACUGUCAGGUAUUCUGUUGCGACUCCCUCUCAUAACUCACUACGCCAAUUUGAAUGCAAAUGUAUGUCUGUGUUCUGUGUAGCUUCACCUCAUGCUAUGAAUUGACCGAAUGGCCUUGUCUUUCAACCAUUCCACCCUGUUGUUCUGAGUACUGGAGCUUCAUAAACAACUAGAAACCCUCCAGGAAAACAGCACCAUCAGCGCUGGACAGUUGGCACUGGCAGCCCUACUGUGUUACUUAAGCAAUAAGGCCCGUGGAGGUGUGGUAUAUAGCAAAUAUACCAUGGCUAAGAGCUGUUCUUAGGCACUGGUUACCAACGUAAUUAGAGUAGUAAAAAGAAAUGUUUUGGCAUACCCAUGGUAUACGGUCUGAUAUACCACGGCUGUCAGCCAAUCAGCAUUCAGGGCUCGAACCACCCAGUUUAUAAUGUCUCUUAUAAACUGGGUGGUUCAAUCCCUCUAAUUACGUUGGUAACCAGUUUAUAUAGCAAUAAGGCACCUCGGGGGUUUGUGGUAUAUGACCAAUAUACCACGGCUAAGGGCUGUAUCCAGGCACUCCACGUUGUGUCGUGCAACCCCGUCCGUCUGGCCUUAUUGCUUAAUUAAACAGGCUCCCUCUCUCUCUGCGUGUCACAAUGUGCUCUCUGUCCUCCUCUCCCCAGCUAUGGCACGGUAUACAGAGAACUGGAGCGCACCAUCCUGGGUGCCAACACACAGGAGGACCUGCAGUGGUUCAGCAACCACCAUGGCCCAGGCAUGCAUAUGAACUGGCCAAUGUUUGAGGUACUGCGGCCUAUAUACUCUGCAUUUCAUCCAUAUACAGUGAGGGAAAAAAGUAUUUGAUCCCCUGCUGAUUUUGUACGUUUGCCCACUGACAAAGACAUGAUCAGUCUAUAAUUUUAAUGGUAGGUUUAUUUGAAUAGUGAGAGACAGAAAAACGCAUGUCAAAAAUGUUCUAAAUUGAUUUGCAUUUUAAUGAGGGAAAUAAGUAUUUGACCCCCUCUCAAUCAGAAAGAUUUCUGGCUCCCAGGUGUCUUUUAUACAGGUAACAAACUGAGAUUAGGAGCACACUCUUAAAGGGAGUGCUCCUAAUCUCAGCUUGUUACCUGUAUAAAAGACACCUGUCCACAGAAGCAAUCAAUCAAUCAGAUUCCAAACUCUCCACCAUGGCCAAGACCAAAGAGCUCUCCAAGGAUUGUAGACCUACACAAGGCUGGAAUGGGCUACAAGACCAUCGCCAAGCAGCUUGGUGAGAAGGUGACAACAGUUGGUGCGAUUAUUCGCAAAUGGAAGAAACACAAAAUAACUGUCAAUCUCCCUCGGCCUGGGGCUCCAUGCAAUGAUCAUGAGAACGGUGAGGAAUCAGCCCAGAACUACACGGGAGGAUCUUGUCAAUGAUCUCAAGGCAGCUGGGACCAUAGUCAACAAGAAAACAAUUGGUAACACACUACGCCGUGAAGGACUGAAAUCCUGCAGCGCCUGCAAGGUCCCCUUGCUCAAGAAAGCACAUAUACAUGGCCGUCUGAAGUUUGCCAAUGAACAUCUGAAUGAUUCAGAGGAGAACUGGGUGAAAGUGUUGUGGUCAGAUGAGACCAAAAUCGAGCUCUUUGGCAUCAACUCAACUCGCUGUGUUUGGAGGAGGAGGAAUGCUGCCUAUGAACCCCAAGAACACCAUCCCCACCGUCAAACAUGGAGGUGGAAACAUUAUGUUUUGGGGGUGUUUUUCUGCUAAGGGGACAGGACAACUUCACCGCAUCAAAGGGACGAUGGACGGGGCCAUGUACCGUCAAAUCUUGGGUGAGAAUCUCCUUCCCUCAGCCAGGGCAUUGAAAAUGGGUCGUGGAUGGGUAUUCCAGCAUGACAAUGACCCAAAACACACGGCCAAGGCAACAAAGGAGUGGCUCAAGAAGAAGCACAUGAAGGUCCUGGAGUGGCCUAGCCAGUCUCCAGACCUUAAUCCCAUAGAAAAUCUGUGGAGGGAGCUGAACGUUUGAGUUGCCAAACGUCAGCCUCGAAACCUUAAUGACUUGGAGAAGAUCUGCAAAGAGGAGUGGGACAAAACCCUCCUGAGAUGUGUGCAAACCUGGUGGCCAACUACAAGAAACGUCUGACCUCUGAUUGCCAACAAGGGUUUUGCCACCAAGUACUAAGUCAUGUUUUGCAGAGGGGUCAAAUACUUAUUUCCCUCAUUAAAAUGCUAAUCAAUUUAUAAAAAUUUUGACAUGCGUUUUUCUGGAUUUUUUUGUUGUUAUUCUGUCUCUCACUGUUCAAAUAAACCUACCAUUAAAAUUAUAGACUGAUCAUGUCUUUGUCAGUGUGCAAACGUACAAAAUCAUCAGGGGAUCAAAUACUUUUUUCCCUCACUGUACUUGCUUUUCAGGAUUAUUUACAACAACAUGGAACAAAGGUUCAGGUAUUUUUUUAUUAAUUUCCCCCCAGAUGCAAGUAUUGCUUUUUGAUAAGACUUCUUAAUACAGGCCAUUGGCCAGAUCUGAGGCUCUGCUUCAGUAAAGACUUUCAGAAGUAUUUAUCCUCUGCUCUGCCCUCCAGGAGUACAACCCAGAUGCCACUGCUGCUGUUGUUAAGAGGGAGAAGGUGCAGAAGCCGGCUGGGGCCCCACCGACCCCCAGCACUGACCAUGUGGCUCCACCUGGAGACCGUGGCAGGUGAGAGGACCACUCCACUGGUCAAACUACUACUGACAAACACAUACACACACACAAUGACAUGCCAGGGUUCAUCGAUAUCUCUCAUGAUGCCAUAUCAUUUGUUUUUCUGUCUUCCUUCAAUUGAUCAGCAUCAGCGCUGAUCAUGUGGCACCACCUGGUGACCGUGGCAGGUGAGAGGUCCAAAACACUGAUCAAACACCGCUGCCACACACAACUGCUACUGCCACACACCUGCUACUACCACACACACCUCCUACUUCCACACACCAUCUACCGCCACACACCAGCUACUGCCACACACCUGCUACUGCCACACACCAGCUACUGCCACACCUGCUACUGCCACACACCAGCUACUGCCACACCUGCUACUGCCAUACACCAGCUACUGCCACACACCUGCUACUGCCACACACCUUCUACUGCCGCACACCUGCUACUGCCGCACACCUGCUACUGCCACACACAUCUGCUACUGCCACACACAUGCAACUGCCACACAUCUACUACUGCCACGCACACCUACUACUGCCACACACCUGCUACUGCCACACACACCUGCCACUGCCACACACAUGCUACUGCCACACACUUGCUACUGCCACACACCAGCUACUGCCACACCUCCUACUGCCACACACCAGCUACUGCCACACCAGCUACUGCCAUACACCAGCUACUGCCACACACCAUCUACCGCCACACACCAGCUACUGCCACACACCUGCUACUGCCACACACCUGCUACUGCCACACACCUGCUACUGCCACACACACAUGCUACUGCCACACACCUGCUACUGCCACACACAUCAGCUACUGCCACACACACCAGCUACUGCCACACACCAGCUACUGCCACACCGGGACCUCCCUAGUCCAACCAUUUAAAUGGUAUCAUACACCCUGGGAUCUAACAUGAUGCCAUGCUUUUUUUUUGCAGUCUCCAUAUAAUUAACUGGAUUGAUAUUGAUUAUUUAUGUAUUUCAUUAAAUCUGUUAAUAACAGUUGCUCUAGUCUACGGUACAGUAAUGUUUGUAUUUUUGAUAAAAUUCUCCCAAUCAAACCCCUGUAUCUUCCCUAACUCUUCCAUUGCAGUGUGAGCAGCUAUGAAAAGAACCAGGCCUACUCCACUGAGUGGUCCGAUGACGAUGCGCCUGCAGCCUACUCAGGCGGUGAGACCAACGGGGGUGGAAAUGGAAACUCCUUCGAGGAAGACUCUGGCAGCGCAGGGAAAGGGGGUGCUGGGACCGGGACCACGUCCGGGGUCCGAGUGCGUGCUCUGUAUGAUUAUGACGGACAGGAACAAGAUGAGCUCACCUUCAAAGCUGGUAAGCAACGACAUCACUUCACCAUCUUUGCUGUCUCUUCAUUUGGCUACAAUGUAUUUGCAGCUAAACCCUAUUCUUGGCCCUAAGAAUUGAGUCCAACAGUGCAAGCCAAGCUCUGUAACCGACACUAUCAGUAUCACAUGGUGUAUCAUGGACAAGCUGACUUGAUAGGGGGGUGGAGAUGAGGUCACAGGAAAUGUCCCGCUAUCUCUGUGCAUCCCAUUUCGAAGCCCCUCUAUUCCCAGAGGAAGAUAAUAGUGGUUAGUCAAUAAUGGCCACAUUCCACUUCCUUCAAUUACAGGCACCAGCUAGUCAUUAGCAAUUGUCUUCUGAAUGUUCCUAUGUUAGAUGGUGUUAGUAGGGCCUUCAUAACCACAUGAUGCACAUCCUGCCUGAUCUUUGCUAAUAGUGACGUGAUAAAGAAAACAAUGAAGGUACUAUUGACAAUAAUGUUGUUCAGUCAUGGAAAGAGCAUAGAAUGCAUAUUGAUUAAGGAGUAAUGUACAUAUGUUCUUCACAGGUGAUGAACUGACCAAAACUGAGGAUGAAGAUGACCAAGGCUGGUGUAGAGGUCGCCUGGAUACAGGCCGAGAGGGACUGUACCCGGCUAAUUACGUCGAGGAGAUCUAA
This is a messenger RNA of Coregonus sp. 'balchen', 11857 nucleotides long. Lineage: Eukaryota; Metazoa; Chordata; Actinopteri; Salmoniformes; Salmonidae. The record is from the annotation of a GenBank genome assembly.